Molecule: messenger RNA, 2717 nt
Organism: Folsomia candida
Lineage: Eukaryota; Metazoa; Arthropoda; Collembola; Entomobryomorpha; Isotomidae
Exons: 8
Coding region: 173-2404 (743 amino acids)
Biological process (GO): endocytosis
Molecular function (GO): Arp2/3 complex binding
Source: RefSeq, a predicted model, not a curated record
UCAACGGCAACUCACUUGCCAUUUAUUACACAACUUUUGACUUUUAAAUUUAAUUGCAAUUUGCAAUCACAAAAAUUCUUGUCCACUAAUUGCGCAACACGUACUUAUUGACGACUUAAUCAUAAUCAACAUUCAGUUUUUAAACGCUAUCAACAUUUCCAGAAUAAAGAAGAUGGACUUCAGGGUUGAGGGGACGGCGCCCAGCUUCUAUGUCAGUUGUUUGGAGGAUACGCACUUGGGGAGUGGCGAAGGCGAAAAGCAGCAGCGCGGCGACAAGCUUUUUUGUUCGACAAUGAUGGAAACCGAGGGUGGAGGUGGAGUAGGAGGCGGACGCGGAGGUGGAGGAGGGGAAAAUUGUGCCCAUGGUGGAUCCUGCUAUAUCUGCGCCCCAAUUCCGGAAGGAGUUGUUGCUCAAUUGGAAAAAGUGACCGGUCUGGACAAGACAAUGUCCCGAAAGGCUGCAUUCACUGUUCUGAAGUAUCUCAAGGAACACCGUCAUACAAGUGGUUUUCAGGAAGUAAUGAAAUACAUUCAGCCGGAUAUUUUCGAGGGACGAUACCGACCCUACGUUCCGGUGAAAAAUGUGAAGCAAGUUCUCCUCACUAGAGCUGGUUCAUUUGCUCUUGGUGGAUCAUCUGGGGGAUCAAUGAAUAACAAUGCGGCCAUUGCCAGUGGAGCCCUGCUCACGACCAAUAUGAAGUUGACCUCUGCCUUCGAAAUGUGUGAAAAAGAGGUGGAGGAUUUCGAAAAGCAAGAGGCCUUAAUUGCCAGCGAGGAUGUUAUCCGACAAGAAAGUCCAAUUACGACAAGCGAAGAGAUUAUCCGGCCAGAAAGUCCAAUUACGACAAGCGAAGAGGUUAUUCGGCCAGAAAGUCCAAUUACGACAAGCGAAGACGUUAUCCGACCGGAAAGUCCAAUUGCGAAAGAGGACGUUAUUCGGCAAGAAAUUCCAAUUGUUACGAGGGAGAACGUUAUCCGGAAAGGAAGCCCAAUUAAGACGAGCGGGGGUGCUAUUCGGCAUGAAAUUCCAGUUGCGAGCGAGGACGUUGUCCGACAAAAAAGAUCUUUCGUGAAAGACGGCACUACUCAGCAAGAAAGUUCAUUUAGGAGCUUGGGCGCUAUCCCACGAGAAAGUUCAAUCGCGAGUUUGGGCGCUACAAAGAAGAAAAGUUCAUUUAGGAGUUUGGGUGCUAUCCCAAGAGAGACCACGAAUUUGGGCGCUACCAGGCAGGAAAAUUCGUUUUGGAGCUUGGGCCCUAACCCACGAGAGAGUUCAACCGCAUGUUUGGGCGCUACCAGGAAGGAGAAUUCAUUUGUGAAUUUGGGCGCAAUCCCGCAAGCACUCUCUCUCUAUUCGAAAGAACAACAAUUGCUCGCCUUGCUCCGUUUCUUAUCCAGGCAGAACGGGGCAUGGGGAAUUUUCGAAGAGGAAUACUUCGUGCUAUCCCAUUUGUUCGAGCUCACACAACUUCUGACCGUGCUGGACUCUCCCUCCAUCAAGAGGAUUGCCCGCUGUGACCGGUACACCAAUGUGAAGGGACUUUGCCUCUAUUUUGCGCUGGAGAAGCGUUGGCUGAUUCGUUCCGAGUUGGUGAACGCAUUGGAAUUGCUCGCAGUGAAGGAUAAAAGCUCCACCAGCGUCAUGAUGAAGUCCGAUCUUCCCGCUGAUUUGGCCAAGGACAUUUAUCGAGAGUACAUGGACAGCAGCGGUGACCAGAGCAGGAUCCUGUCCUGUUGCAAUCUUCUCGUGACGCUUCUUCGGGGGGAAUGUAGCCUCCGGUUUGAUCAUUUUGAUCGGAUGGAUUCCAAAUUUGUGUUUGCCCUACUUCAAAUAAGCGAGGGACUGAUGCAAGCUGAAGUGGGGGACGAACUCCGAGACGCCGCGGUGGCAGUAAUUUUGGCGUACAAUACUCACUUUGAACCUGACGAUGAUAUACAGGUGAAUCACGUAGUGAGAGCUAUUUCUGGUCGGGAGGAAGAGGCCGAUUAUUUGAAACAGAAGAUGAUGCAUUUGCUCCUUAAUCGAGAAAUUGGACAUUUCAACAACAUGACCGUAUUUUACCCGUCUUCUUGGUGCGCCAUGGUGGUGAAAUUAGGAAUGGAUUUACUUUGCUCUCAGGAAACGAGCGGAUUCUUUAUGGAGAAUGAUCUCAACAUCUUCCUGGCCGGGUUGGGCGUUUACAUUCCUGAAAUUGAAAUUGGUGACGAAAAACGAACAAGCGCUCUCCGUCUCGCUCGCCUGAUCCUUUGUCGCCUGAACCAUCAACACCCCGGCCUGCGUCGAAUUCUUCAGGUGCUAAAAUGUGUGCUCACAGAAACUGAUGAGGUGUCUUUCACAGAUCAGAAGAUUGCUAGAAAAAUUGCACGUGACAUCGAAGGUGCCCGACUCCACACCACGUUCUAAACAAAUCUCAAAAUCUCUCUAUAGUGUUUGUUUUAAAAAUAAGCAAAUUUUUUGGUGUCAUAUUUUUACGUUGAGUUAACUCGACAUGAAUAAUUAUAUUUUUACAUGCAUCAUGAAGAAACUUUAUGAAAUAUAAACAAUGGUGAUGAUCAAUAUUUGGUUGAAUUUUAGUAACAAGAAUGCUAAGUUUUUUAAUAACGUUAUAUGCUCAUGAAAGUUGUGAAAUUGAUGCAAUUGUUGUAUUAGUUUUAGUAAUGAAACCGUGGAAUAAAUAUUAGUUGACUAAUAAUAAUAAAUAAAGAAUUGACCAAAC